UAUUUGGUGUUACCAAAGCCUUAGCAAUAGUAUACCCCAAAAGAGAAGAGAGAAGAGAGUGGGAGAAGAAGCGAGAGGAGGAAGAAGAGCGAGAUGGCAUCGGUUGUGAAGAACGUACUGAAAUCAGUCAGAGAAAAGGGUUUCGGCGCUUUCCUCAGAGAGCUCAAGGAAGAAGGAUACCUGAGAUGCCUUCCGGAUGGAAAUCUCUUGCAGACCAAGAUCCACAAUAUUGGGGCAACUCUUGUCGGUGUUGAUAAAAUUGGGAACAAGUAUUAUGAGAAGCUAGGGGACACACAGUAUGGAAGACACAGGUGGGUUGAAUAUGCAGAGAAGAGUAGAUAUAAUGCCUCCCAGGUUCCACCUGAAUGGCAUGGCUGGCUCCACUUCAUAACUGAUCACACAGGAGAUGAGCUUCUUUUGCUGAAACCGAAAAGGUAUGGUGUUGAACACAAAGAAAACUUGUCUGGAGAAGGUGAACAGUAUAUCUAUCAUUCCAAAGGACAUGCACUUAAUCCAGGGCAGAGAAACUGGACCAGGUACCAACCAUGGGAGUCCAAGGCCUGAACCAUGAAUAUGGGACAGCUGAAUUGCAGUUGUUCUGGAUGUUUGUUUUUUAAUCCUGAAAAAUUGUUUUGCCUUCAUUUCAUGGGGUGGAAGGCAGAUUUUUUUUUAAUCCUUUUAAUAAGAAAACGAAUUAUUAGCUGUGAAAACAGAUAAAUUCACUUUGAACUUUAAAUCGUCUAAAAUAUAAUGUCAUCAGUUAUCACUCUAUGUA
Messenger RNA from Cajanus cajan (pigeon pea), 775 nucleotides. Its product is annotated as NADH:ubiquinone oxidoreductase, 17.2kDa subunit. Gene Ontology annotation, biological process: response to oxidative stress. Gene Ontology annotation, cellular component: membrane; respiratory chain complex I. The record is from RefSeq and is a predicted model, not a curated record. NCBI's taxonomy places the organism in Eukaryota, Viridiplantae, Streptophyta, Magnoliopsida, Fabales, Fabaceae.